CAGCUUCAUUGCUUUCUCCGUCUUCCCAAUGGAUUGUUCCGUGUGUAGGAACCCCACUGCAUGAGAUAUCUUUCUGCGUGAUCUACCGACAAACGAACCACUUCCCUCAUCUCACCACUCCCUCGGCUCCAUCAAGAUCGACCUUGACCUUGACAUCAUCGCCAUCUCCGCAACUCGACUAUCUUAACGCAAACCUCACUCACCUCACCUCACUCACCUCAUCUCAACCUCCAACUCAUCCACCGCCCCGAAAACAAAAACCCAAGAAAACAAAAAUGCCGCCCUCCCACAAACGCCUCCUCAAAGAAGCCUCCGAACUCUCCGCCUCCCCAUCCCCCCAUUUCCACGCCGCCCCGGCCCUCGACAACCUCUACGACUGGCACUUCACGCUCGCGGGCCCUCCCUCGCCCUCACCCUACGCCGGGGGGAUCUACCACGGCCGCAUCGUCCUCCCACCAACGUACCCUCUCCGCCCGCCGUCCUUCCGCUUCCUCACCCCCACCGGCCGCUUCGAAGUCAACCGUGAGAUCUGUCUCAGUAUCUCGGGCCAUCAUGAGGAGUCGUGGCAGCCUGCUUGGGGGAUCCGGACGGCGCUGAUUGCCAUCCGGAGCUUUAUGGAUGGGGAUGCGAAGGGGCAGGUUGGGGGGUUGGAUGUGCCUGAGGAAGUGAGGAGGGAGUAUGCGAGGCGGAGUGGGGGGUGGUGUUGUGAGGUUUGUGGGAGGAGUAAUGAGGUGAUUUUGGAGGAGUGGAGGGGUGAGUGUAGGGAGAAGGGGGUGGUUGUUGAUGGGGAUGGAGAUGGAGAGGUGGAGGUAGUGCAGAGGCAGGAUGGGGAGGAGACUGAGACUAAGGUUGAUAAGAUGGAGGACGGACAAGACUCGAAGACGGAGGAUUCGAAAGCGAAUGGUUCCCGCGAGAACGGUCUAUCAGAGCAGGUCUCUGAGCGAGUGCCGGAGGAUGCGAAUGUCGAUUCUUUGCCAGAUGCGGGCUCAUCUGCAAAGAGCGAACCACUGCAGGAACAGCAGUCAUCCUCAUCACUUGCAUCUGCGUCUGCGUCUGCGUCUGCAUCUACGACAACGUCAGCACCAACACCAGCAUCAGCACAGCCAGCUACAUCGUCAACAACAACGACACCACCCACUCCAACAAGAACCACCCAACCCGCUGUCGCUCCUGUCUCCCAAUCCACGCACCCCGAUGCAUCGCAGGACGGUCCCUGGUUGGAUCGAGCAAUCGUCGGGGUUCUGAUCGCGCUUGUGAUUUUCGAAGCUUUGCUAAAUAAGGCCUCUUGCAGCUGUGGCUCUGCCACACGCCCACCGCGUGCCUACUGCACCUCCAAGACGCCUUCUACUCCUACGUCUCCGUAUCUCUAUGUUCCAUGCCCAGAUGCCUCACUGGUAGGAGCCGAGACCUCCGCUCGCCAGCUGGCCUUGGUCGCCACCUUCAGCCUGGCCAACAUGGCAAUUUUCUUCUGUCAGAAACUGAUUCACGUCGCCAUACGCUACCUGGCCGGAAUUCCUUUGCUCUCCAUAGCGACCCCAGAGUUCGUUCUCUAG
Messenger RNA from Aspergillus steynii IBT 23096, 1553 nucleotides. Its product is annotated as ubiquitin-conjugating enzyme E2. The record is from RefSeq and is a predicted model, not a curated record. The transcript is spliced from 5 exons. Bases 276 to 1553 code for a protein of 425 amino acids. Lineage: Eukaryota; Fungi; Ascomycota; Eurotiomycetes; Eurotiales; Aspergillaceae.